Messenger RNA from Caenorhabditis angaria, 789 nucleotides. NCBI's taxonomy places the organism in Eukaryota, Metazoa, Nematoda, Chromadorea, Rhabditida, Rhabditidae. The record is from the annotation of a GenBank genome assembly.
AUGAAGUUGAAUCCAUUCGUUUCGCGCGACUCCGGAAAGAACCGCAAGGCUCACUUCACCGCUCCAUCCCACGAGCGCAGAAGAAUCAUGUCUGCCCCACUCACCAAGGAACUCCGCGCCAAGCACGGAAUCCGAUCGAUCCCAAUCAGGUAUGUAAUUCAAGCGAAAAUUUCUCAAUUUUCCAUUUAGUAGUCCCGGGCGAACAAAAAUGUUUCCUUCGGUUUGGACAUAAUGGAGAAAUAAAAGUAAUUGCGCAUUUUUGCUUCAGAACGGAAUUUUUCCGUCUUUGUCUUAGCCCUUGUGUAAUACAUUUCUUUCAGAGUCGACGACGAAGUCAUCGUCAUGAGCGGACGUCAUAAGGGAAACACUGGACGUGUCCUCAGAUGUUACCGUAAGAAAUUCGUUGUUCACAUCGACAAGAUCACCCGCGAGAAGGUCAACGGAUCGACUGUGCACAUCGGAAUCCACCCAUCGAAGGUGAGGUUUGUUAAAAACUAGUUCCGGUGCACAUUGAAUCGAACAAACCAGGUUUGUGAGUUUUCAUUUUUUGCGCAGGACUAGAUUUUUCAAACAGUAAGUUGUGAUUUUUAUUUUUCGACGCCACCACAUCUCAGCGGAUAUUUACGAUUUGGCGACUGUUAUUCUUAAUUACAUCUGAAUUUAUAGGUCGCUAUCACCAAGCUGAAGCUCGAUAAAGAUCGUCGUGCCUUGGUCGAAAGAAAGGCCGCCGGACGUGCCCGUGUCACUGGAAUCCUCAAGGGAAAGCACACCGAGGAAUCAGUCAACUAA